AGGCCCGGGCGCAAGAUGGCGGCGGUGUUUGCUGGCGGCUCCCAGCGGGUGGUGCGGGAGGCGGUGCGGCGCUCGGCGGUUCGCUCGCCAGCCUCGGGCUGCUGGGGCUGCGCGCCUGGAGGGAAGCGGUAUCUGCUAACAGAAGAUGAUAUAAAGUUACAAGAAUUUCAGCAGAUGAAAGUGGCAAUUAGAAAUGAAGUUCAUGGCAAUAAAGAUCCAUAUUUUGAAAGUAUUAAAGAAAAAUUAAAGAAAAAUGGAAUGAUUCUCAAAAACGAAUUAAAAAAUUUACUGCACUUAUGUCAGACUUCAUCUGAUGUGGAACUAGCAAGAAAAGUUAUUUACAGGUACCAUGAACAGAAUGGAAUCACAGCCUUGCAUAAUUUUAAAUUUGGGCCCCUCUUUAUGAGGCUAUGUUAUGAGCUGGACCUUGAAAGACCUGCAGUAGAACUUAUCAAAGAUCAGAUUUGUCAUGUUACUCUGUUCUUCAAACUGCUUCGGAACCCUGUAGAGGUGAAUUUGCGUGGUUUUUUCUCAGAGAGUACAUCAUUCCAUAUUUUGAUGACUAUGUUGUUUAAAAAGGGCCAUUUUGAAAGUGCUUUGGAAGUUCUGGAAGAAAUGAAAAAACAAGGUAUACCUUUCAACAAAGAAACCUAUCUACUCGCGUUUGCAAUAUGCUACAAACUGGACAACCUGGAGUCUUGGAAAAUCUCUGCGAAACUACUUGAAGAAGCACAGCUGAAAGGUGACACAUUACCACUGCGAGCGUUCUGCUUUGCUGUGGCAACUGCUCUGAAGCAGAAUGAUGUAGCGCAAGCCAAAUUUUAUUGUUCCCAGAUAAUGAAAACAGAGAACAAACUAUACAAUAAUCUUAAAGUUCUUGUUCAACUCAGAUCUGGUUUGCUAGAAGAAGUAAUAAAGACGUUAGAGGCAGCAAUGGAAGUAGAUACUCCUCCCUUUGUGAAAAAAAUCGAGUUUUCUGAGCAGGUGCUGGCUACAGUCAGGGAGAAGAUGGAAGAAACCCCUGAUCUUUCUGCCAAAUUAGGAGAUGUUUAUAUGAAACUACAGGCUUCAGGACGGAUAACCAUGUGCACACUGGAAGACAUGCUUUUCCAGAUCCCUAGUUCAAAGAAGACCCCUGCAAAGCUUUUACAUCAGAAGCAAUUGGGCUAUCAGGCUGCUAAACCGCUUCGAUCAAAUCUGUUGUUGGAAUAGUUCAAUAUUUGAUGGCAAAUUGAACUGCUGUUAGCAUCUCUUAGAAGACAGGUUCAAAUAAAAUGUCUUCUCCCCUCAUCCACAAUAAACAAUUAAGUUGUUUGUGUGAAACUGCAUUUUAAAUAGAGAUCAUGUAGCUUCUGCAUUUCAAUUUUGAUGCUAAAAACAAGCCAUAACAGUGGGUACUUGUGUUUUGUUCAGAAAUGGAGUGAUGGAAUAAUUUGAAGUUUCUCCUCAGGCACUUGAAUCAGGAAUUUCCUGUGCUGAAUGUCCUGAUGGAAGUGAACAAAAUAGUAUGCGUAUCUGACCUGACUUCUGUGGUUCCCGAGAAGAAAAUUCAGUCUGCAUCAGAUGUAAUGUUCUGACUGAAAGGAUAGAUGCCAUCCAGAGUCUAGAUAGAGUAUGGAAGUGCUUUAACUGUUUAUUCAAAUUCUGUACAUCUCAAGAGAAUCAGAGGAAAGCAAGCAUCUUUUGUUCUCUUUAAUUUUUUUUCUUCAGAAACAAUAUAUUAGUAUGUUUUUUCAUACCAAAUGAAAAUGCAAUGGGAGGUAGCACGGUAACCAGCUGGUGGUUUUCUCACAUGAAGGAGAUGUUGCUGAACAAAAGACAAAGUCGCAGAGUCAGUGGCCUCACAUAUUGCUUCCUUCAAAUUUUCUGAUAUUAAUCCUGCCAGGAUAAGUGGAUUGUUAUACAAAUUUGCAACUAAGCCCUAACAAGUUUCUUAGAGCAACUAUGAUCACUUUUUUAGAUGAGAAUUACGUAUCAUCUACAUAAUUCACUCUUACAUAGAACAAGUGAUCAUAGAAACAGUACAAGGAAGCUUCACAUUGACCCAGCUUUAAUGACCCCAGGCCAAAUGUGCUUGGUUCUAGUAAUGAAAAGCUGUUUGUAACUAUGAGUCCUAUAUACCCAAAAAUCUUUUCUCACUCUCCUCAAUAGAAGGAACUGGAAACAGCUAUACCUUGGCUGGCACUUGGAUACUUUUGGUAUACUUCUGCAUGUGAAGUGAUGGGCCUGUUUGUUAGUACAGAAGUUGGCAGUCCUGUGAUCACAAGACUGGUGGAGCACGCUCGGUACUCUCCAGAUUAGGCCAGUUUUGGCUUCUGGUCUUUUUAUUUUGCCUCUCACCUGCUCCAGCAAAUGUCAGAACUCAAAGGAUUGUUUCUGUGAAUGAAUCCGUGCAUGGGGUAUGAAACUGUUGAAGCAAUUGAGUCACAGUGAAGAAACAAGAACCCAUCCAUGCAGAAAACACAUCUUUAGCCAUCAAAACAAAUGUGGCUACAGCACGUCAGAGGUUUCCUUCUGAGGGUCUAACACUGUAACUCAUUUCUGUCACCAAUGUGUCUUGUUAAUACUGAAAUGCACAAAACUGUUACAUGGUGGAUGGAGUUUCAUACAAGUAUAAGUGAAGAAUAAUUUGAAGUUUUUAUCACAUUUUUGUGAAGUCUGUGCACACUUUUGAGUGGUUGCAUAGGUUAAAGUAUUACAUAUGUUAGUCUAAGAACACAGCUAAUGGUUCUGUAAUAUUGUAUAGCACAUAAUGUCACACAUAAUUUAGGAGUACUGUUUUCUCUCAGUUGAAAAUUCUUUUACAUUUCCAAUACAAUAUGGACCCUUAAGUAGCUCCCAAUCUUUUCUCCACAAAUAAAUUUGAUACAGGAUUCGUAAAGGCUGCUUGCAGCGUGGCAAGGAUUAGUUUCAUAAAAAUGAAAGGAGUGAACUACUCUUCCAAUUCACUCAGUUAGUACUAUCAGAAUAACUGAUGUAAAACUACAUUUUUUAUUACAGGCAAUAGAAGAUAGACCCAUUUAGCCUAUUGCAUAGCAAAUGUAUGAGGUCAAUUCUGUUUAAUUUUCUUAUUUGGCACUUUCAAACUUGUAUUAAUUGCAAGAAGUUGGUUCAUCCUGGGACUGAGAUGUGCAUGUUUGUUUGUUUGAAUUGUUUAGGUUCCUGACUGAGGCUGUAUCCUACCUGCACCUGAAGUAAUAACAACUUCUGUUACAAUUGUCACUAUAGCUAAUGUUUUCCAUUUUUUGUUUUCUUGACUAAUUGUUUUCUUGAGGCCAAUUUACUCGAGCAAACUCUAAAUUUGAUAAUUUGUUUUAAAGAGACAUCAUUUCUUUGUCUUGAGAGAGAAAAGGCAUGUCCUUAAAUAAGUAACAAUAAUUCAGUAGAAAAAGCAGGGACUCACGGAGGGUUAAAGGGUAGGUUCAAAGAAACAUACACAAAAUUCAGACAAUUAAAUAUUAGAAUAUUGAAGGUUGUUUUGGAAGUGUUGUAGAAGACUGGUAACAUCCUCCCUUAGGAAAAAAGGUAGGAGAAGAGAGAAACUUCUAAUAAUUAUGCAGCUGAUUUCAAACAAAGUCUAAUUUAUUUCUUAGAAGUUGGGCAGAG
Molecule: messenger RNA, 3606 nt
Organism: Grus americana (Whooping crane)
Lineage: Eukaryota; Metazoa; Chordata; Aves; Gruiformes; Gruidae
Gene: PTCD2
Product: pentatricopeptide repeat domain 2
Exons: 11
Coding region: 16-1212 (398 amino acids)
Biological process (GO): regulation of mRNA processing; mitochondrion organization; multicellular organism development
Cellular component (GO): mitochondrion
Molecular function (GO): protein binding; RNA binding
Source: RefSeq, a predicted model, not a curated record